Patiria miniata (bat star) is the source of this 984-nucleotide messenger RNA. RefSeq lists its product as uncharacterized. The record is from RefSeq and is a predicted model, not a curated record. Gene Ontology annotation, molecular function: zinc ion binding; nucleic acid binding. The coding region runs from base 1 to 984 and encodes 327 amino acids. NCBI's taxonomy places the organism in Eukaryota, Metazoa, Echinodermata, Asteroidea, Valvatida, Asterinidae. The transcript has a single exon.
AUGGAUGAAUUGGAGGAGCGAGUGAAGGUGCUGACAAAGCGCUUAGAUCAGCAAACUGGCCCGGGCACAAAAACUAAAGUGGUGGUGGUCCCCAGAGAACGAGGUGCGAAGCUGUCAGGGCGACCUCGUACCGAUAAGGACCCUGAGGUCAUCGAAUGGGCAGAGGAUAUGCGGCGCAUGACCAGUGACCUGACCGAAACAGAAGGCGUCCAGUUCAUUCUAGACCACCUUGAGGGGGCAGCAAAGGACGAGGUGCGGCUCUGCCCUGCUGCUGACAGAGACACGCCAGACAAGAUAUUAAAGCAAGUCGUGAAGACCCUCUGCCCCCAGGAUACCCCAUCGUCCCGCUGGGGGGAGUUCUACGCAAGAGUGCAGCGAGGCGGGGAGUCAGUCCAGGAUUUCUCUCUGCAGCUGAUGAAGCUCCUGCGGCGGGUGGCUCUAGUUUCCCUGACCGAUGGCAUAAAUGACCAGGAUGCCGUCCUGUGUGAGCGUUUUGCAGCUGGCUUAGCUGACCCUACACUGCGGAGGGAGGUCCGACGGGUCAUACAGGAAAACCCCGGCAUGGAGUUUUCAGAGCUCCGUAGCAAGGUGAUAUCAUGGGAGAGUCCAUCCACCACAGCUGUGACGAGGGCGGCUAAGGCCUCGGAAAGUGCCUUGCAAGCCCAGCUCGACCGCCAAGGAGGCCAGAUACUCGCUACGCAGGAGGCAGUGACCAGGCUGUGUGAGCAGGUGUCGUUGCUGUUGUCACACCAGAAUGCUGCUACAGCAAGACCAAGCAGACCGAGCCGGGGACCAGUGAAGUGCUUCAACUGUGAUGGUACAGGCCAUUUCGCAAGUCAGUGUCCUAGCCCCAAGAGGAGACAACAACCAGCGCAGGCAACGGAUCGCUGGGCUGAUGCACCCCUAUUCUAUCCAUCCCCAAAGGACAACGAAGACCGCCCCCCUCAACCAAAGAUGUCCCCAAAAGCCAGCCCUCCAUCGUAA